Messenger RNA from Fusarium vanettenii 77-13-4, 1677 nucleotides. RefSeq lists its product as uncharacterized. Gene Ontology annotation, molecular function: transmembrane transporter activity. Gene Ontology annotation, biological process: transmembrane transport. NCBI's taxonomy places the organism in Eukaryota, Fungi, Ascomycota, Sordariomycetes, Hypocreales, Nectriaceae. The record is from RefSeq and is a predicted model, not a curated record. The transcript has 3 exons. The coding region runs from base 1 to 1677 and encodes 558 amino acids.
AUGGGCGUUGAGGGAAAAGUUCACGAUGACGACCAUGAGCUCCCCGAGGUUACCAGCACCUACCAAGCUGGUGUGCGAAACAUCGAAGCCAUGACCACGGUAUGGACCAAGAAGGAUAUGUGCUUGGCAUAUGGCAAUAUCUGGCUCAUCUACUUCAUCCUGUCUAUCCAGGAGGUUGUCGUCCGAAGUCUUAACCCCUUCGUCGUCAGUGACUUUGCAGCGCAUUCGCUCACUGCCGUGGUUGGUAUCAUUUCUAGUUUGUUUUCCGGUCUGGCCAAGAUUGUCUUUGCCAAGUUGAUGGAUACCUGGGGACGUCCCCAAACUCUGCUUAUCACUAUGCUUCUUUGGACUGUUGGCUUCAUCAUGAUGGCCGGCUGCAAGAAUGUCGAAACAUAUGCUGCCGCUCAAGUCUUUUACCUCACUGGCGCCCAGGGCGUGAGCUACUGUAUCACCGUCUUUAUCUCUGAUACCUCGUCUCUCCUUAACCGUCCCCUGAUGCUCACAUUCGCCACCUCCCCGUACAUUGUCACUACUUGGAUUGGUGGCCCCAUGGCCGACUCGAUUAUCGCCGGCAUCGGGUGGAGAUGGGGUCUUGGUGUCUGGGCCAUCGUCGUUCCUAUCGUCGUUACUCCGCUCUCCAUCAUCUUCUUCUACAACCAGAACAAGGCCAAGAAGAUGGGACUGUACCAUCCUCACAAGGUCGACGUCUCCAUCAAAGGCAUCUACAGUUGGUGCAGGGAUGUUGAUUUGGUCGGAAUCAUCAUGCUUAUCGGUGGCAUGGCUCUGUUCCUCCUGCCCAUGUCUAUUUACUCCCGCCAGGCUGAUGGCUGGAAGUCGCCCAUGAUUAUUUGUAUGAUCAUCUUCGGUGGUCUUCUUCUCAUCACGUUUGUCAUCUGGGAGAAGUUCUUUGCCCCAGUCACCUUUAUCCCUUACAAGCUCCUCUCGGACCGAACCGUGUUCUUCGCUGGUCUUAUGUUUACCUUUGUCUUCUGGAACUCGGCUAUCUGGGGCAGCUACUUCACCUCUAUGCUGAUGAUCACCUGGAACACCGGCGUCACCAAGGCUACCUACAUCAGCAACAUCUACCGAGUCGGCUCUUGCUUCACCGCCAUCAUCCUGGCUUACUUCAUGCGUGUCACUGGCCGCUUCAAGUGGGUUAACCUCUACUACUCUCUCCCACUUAUGCUGCUCGGUGUUGGCCUUAUGAUCCACUUCCGUCAGCCUGACCAAAAUAUCGGCUACGUUAUCAUGACCCAGAUCUUCGUUGCCUUUGCUGGUGGACCCAUCGUGGUUGCUGGCGAAAUGGCCAUGAUGGCCCCCUCUGAUCAUCAGCAUGUUGCUGUAAUGAUCGCUAUUCUUGAUCUAUUCGGCAGCGUCGGUACUGCCGUCGGCUCUACUGUCUCCGCCGCCAUCUGGACCGGAACCUUCAAGGAUCGCCUAUAUGCUCGCCUUCCCGAGGGUGCCGAUGUUGAGAACAUCUAUGGCAGCAUCUACAGCCAGCUGGCUUACAAAUGGGGAACUCCCAUCCGCUAUGGCAUUGGCCUUGCAUAUGGUGACACCCAGAAGUACAUGCUCAUCACCAGUGUGUGCAUCUUGUCUCUUGGAUGGUUCUGCGUCUUUUUCUGGAGGGAUAUCAAGGUCACCAACAUUAAGCAGGUCCGCGGAAACGUCGCUUAA